CGCCCGCCCGGCAAGCCCGCGGCCACGAGCAGUCCGGCCCCGGGAACAAGUCACUGGCCCGCCGGCGUCCCCAUCCAGUCCGCAGCGUCCCCAUCCCAUCCCGGUGUCACCCCCCAAGCCAUGGCGCUGAGCGUGCCCAUCCUGCCGUCCUUCUCCACUUUCGCCAGCCCGUGCCGUGAGCGCGGCCUGCAGGAGCGCUGGCCACGCACGGAGCCCGAGGCCGCCAGCGGCGCCGACGACGACCUCAACAGCGUGCUGGACUUCAUCCUGUCCAUGGGGCUGGACGGCCUGGGCACUGAGGCCGCCCCGGAGCCGCCGCCUCCACCGCCCCCGCCGCCUGCUUUCUACUACCCGGAGCCUGGCGCCCCACAGCCCCCGCCGCCGCCGCCGCCCUACGGUGCCCCCGCGGGCGGCCUGGUGUCCGAGCUGCUGGACGCGCCGCCGGGCCCUGCGCUGCACGGCCGCUUUCUGCUCGCGCCCCCGGGCCGGCUGGUCAAAGCCGAGCCCCCCGAAGUGGACGGCGGAGGUGCCUAUGGCUGCGCGCCCGGCCUGGCCCGCGGGCCGCGCGGGCUCAAACGCGAAGGGGCCCCCGGCCCGAGCGCAGCGUGCAUGCGGGGACCCGGGGGCCGGCCACCGCCGCCGCCCGACACGCCGCCGCUCAGCCCCGACGGGCCCGCGCGUCUGCCCGCACCCGGCCCGCGCGCCGGCCCCUUCCCGCCGCCGCCCCCCGCCUUUGGCGGCCCCGGCUUCGGCGCCUCUGGUCCGGGGCUGCACUACCCGCCGCCCGCGCCCGCCGCCUUCGGGCUCUUCGACGACGCGGCCGCCGCAGCAGCCGCAGCAGCAGCCCUGGGGUUGGCGCCCCCCGCCGCCCGCGGUCUCCUCACGCCCCCCGCGUCCCCGUUGGAGUUGCUGGAGGCCAAACCCAAGCGCGGCCGCCGCUCCUGGCCUCGCAAACGCACAGCCACGCACACCUGCAGCUACGCCGGCUGCGGGAAGACCUACACCAAGAGCUCGCACCUCAAGGCGCACCUGCGCACGCACACAGGCGAAAAGCCGUACCACUGCAACUGGGACGGCUGUGGCUGGAAGUUCGCGCGCUCCGACGAACUCACUCGGCACUACAGGAAGCACACGGGCCACCGGCCCUUCCAGUGCCACCUGUGCGACCGCGCCUUCUCGCGCUCCGACCACCUGGCGCUGCACAUGAAGCGCCACCUCUAGGCAGCUCGGGGGUGCCCCCCUCACCGUGCGUGCGCUCCCGCGCUCGGCCGGGGCGGGUCCCACGCGCCGGGCACGGCUCCCCUUCGUCCCAAACUGUGACAUUAACGGUAUUUAUUGGACUCCUCCCUUCCCUUCUCCCCCUCCCCCGAGGACCGGGGCCGGACACUGCGUGGCCAAGAGAAAAGGGGACUGACUGUCCCUCGAUGGACAUUGCCACUCCUGGGCCUUACAGGUGACGUGGAGCCCGCUGGGCCAAGAUGGUGACCGUCGUGGACAAAUUUUGCUUUUUAAAAUGGUGCAAUAACUCCAUGCCCUCACCUCCCCCGCCCGGGGUCUGCAC
Molecule: messenger RNA, 1561 nt
Organism: Ochotona princeps (American pika)
Lineage: Eukaryota; Metazoa; Chordata; Mammalia; Lagomorpha; Ochotonidae
Gene: KLF2
Product: KLF transcription factor 2
Exons: 3
Coding region: 121-1221 (366 amino acids)
Biological process (GO): regulation of transcription by RNA polymerase II
Molecular function (GO): DNA-binding transcription factor activity, RNA polymerase II-specific; RNA polymerase II cis-regulatory region sequence-specific DNA binding
Source: RefSeq, a predicted model, not a curated record